This is a messenger RNA of Gallus gallus (chicken), 4176 nucleotides long. It is a transcript of the gene PCDH18, whose product is annotated as protocadherin 18. NCBI's taxonomy places the organism in Eukaryota, Metazoa, Chordata, Aves, Galliformes, Phasianidae. The transcript has 4 exons. Gene Ontology annotation, cellular component: plasma membrane. Gene Ontology annotation, molecular function: calcium ion binding. Bases 240 to 3668 code for a protein of 1142 amino acids. The record is from RefSeq and is a predicted model, not a curated record. Gene Ontology annotation, biological process: homophilic cell-cell adhesion.
ACAUGGAGAGCGGCUGAGCAGCGGGAAGGGCGGAGGCGCGGGAGCGCAGGCGGGGAGCGCGGAGCGCGGCGGCGGUUCGUCCCUGGAUGUCCCGGCACGGUGUGUAUGGAAAAGUUUUCUCAUCUACUGCGCUGUCGAUGCCGGGCUGGUUGUGAGAGGCGGCUGGAAGGAGCAGAUGUGCGCGGGGUUUGAGGUACCGGAGGAAGUUUGAGUAAUUGCUUCUUAACUCGCUGGGAGAAAUGAAUUGCAGAAACUUACAAACGCGGCAGGCUGGCAGCAAAAUGCACUUUCUGUUCCUUUUUGCACUGGCGGUUGCGUCUCUCGAUAAGGCUGUGCUGGGCAAGAACCUGAAGUACCGGAUUUACGAGGAGCAGCAGGUCGGCUUGGUCAUUGCCAGGCUGGCGGAGGACGUGGCCGAUGUUCUAUUGAAAAUCCCCAACCCCGCCUCGGUCCGCUUCCGAGCCAUGCAGAGGGGGAACUCCCCGCUGCUCGUCGUCCGCGAGGAUAACGGGGAGAUCAGCAUCGGCGCUAAGAUCGACCGGGAGCAACUCUGCCAGAAGAACUUGAACUGCUCCAUCGAGUUCGACGUGAUCACCCUGCCCACCGACCAUCUGCAGCUCUUCCAUGUGGAAGUGGAGGUGCUGGACAUCAACGACAACUCCCCCCAGUUUGCCAGGGCUCUCAUCCCCAUCGAAAUAUCUGAGAGCGCGGCGGUGGGCACCCGCAUCCCCCUGGACAGUGCUUUUGACCCAGAUGUGGGGGACAACUCCCUGCACACUUACUCCCUUUCCGACAAUGAUUUUUUCAGCAUCGAGGUGAGGACGAGGACUGACGGUGCCAAGUAUGCAGAGCUUAUCGUGGUGAGGGAGCUGGACAGGGAGCUGAAGUCGAGUUACGAGCUCCAGCUCACCGCUUCCGAUAAGGGGGUGCCGCAGAAGUCUGGGUCGUCCCUCCUGAAAAUCAGCAUUUCUGACUCCAACGACAACAGCCCUGCUUUUGAGCAGCAGUCCUAUAUAAUUCAACUCCUGGAAAACUCCCCAGUUGGGACUUUGCUCAUAGACCUCAAUGCGACCGACCCAGAUGAGGGCGCUAAUGGGAAGGUCGUGUACUCCUUUAGCAGUCAUGUGUCUCCCAAAAUUAUGGAGACUUUCAGGAUAGAUUCGGAGAAAGGACAUCUGACCCUCCUGAAGCAAGUGGACUAUGAAAUUACCAAGUCCUAUGAAAUUGAUGCUCAGGCUCAAGACAUGGGACCAAAUUCUAUUCCAGCUCACUGCAAAAUUAUAAUUAAAAUUGUGGAUGUGAAUGAUAACAGACCCGAAAUUAGCUUAAAUUUGAUGUCCCCAGAAAAAGAAGAGACGGCUUACAUUUCUGAGGGGUCCCCCCUGGACACGUUUGUUGCCCUGGUCAGGGUGCAGGACAAGGACUCGGGUGUAAACGGAGAGGUAGUUUGCAAGCUCCAUGGUCAUGGCCACUUUAAACUGCAAAAGACUUACGAAAAUAACUAUUUAAUCUUGACUAAUGCCAGUCUAGAUAGAGAAAAGAGAUCUGAAUACAGCUUGACUGUAAUAGCAGAGGACAAGGGAACGCCAAGUCUCUCCACGGUAAAACACUUUACUGUCCAAAUCAGUGAUGAAAAUGACAACCCACCGCGCUUCCAGACAAACAGAUACGAAGUAGUUAUCUUAGAAAAUAACUCUCCGGGAGCGUACAUCACAUCCGUCACGGCCACAGACCCAGAUCUAGGGGACAAUGGGCAGGUUACCUACACUAUACUGGAGACCUCUGUUUUGGGAAGUUCUAUAACCACCUAUGUGACCAUUGAUCCCUCCAAUGGGGCAAUCUACGCCUUGAGAACUUUUGACCAUGAAGAGGUAAAUCAGAUUGUCUUUAUGGUACAAGCCAGGGAUGGAGGGAGCCAGCAACUUGUUAGUAACACCACAGUGGUACUAACCAUCAUUGAUGAAAAUGACAAUGCUCCUGUCAUCGUGGGCCCAGCACUGCACAACAGCACGGCGGAAAUCUCAAUCCCUAAAGAUGCUGGGAUUGGCUUUCUUGUCACGAGGAUAAGGGCUACAGAUAGAGACUCUGGUAUGAACUCUGAACUCAGCUGCUCCAUAGCAGCUGACAAGGAAAACAGCAUCUUUGUGAUGGAUCCCAAAACUUGUGACAUCUCCAUCAAUGUGAGUGUAGAAUCGGUUCCAGCUAAGCACUGGGAGUUUUAUGUCAUAGUCCAGGAUAAAGGCAGUCCUCAGCUUAGUACUAAAGCGCUUCUGAAGUGUACAGUUUUUGAGUAUGUUUAUUCAUUUUCAAGCACAGAAGCUACUUUGGUAAGCCAACCCUCUCUGGAUGUCUCGAUGAUAACAAUUAUAUCCUUAGGAUCAAUAUGUGCCGUUUUGCUGGUCAUCAUGGUUAUCUUUGCUACGAGGUGUAAUCGAGAGAAAAAGGACACCAGGUCCUACAACUGCCGUGUGGCAGAAUCGACCUACCAGCACCACCCGAAGAGGCCCUCCAGACAGAUCCACAAAGGGGACAUCACAUUGGUGCCAACAGUUAAUGGCACGCUACCCAUCCGAUCCCACCACAGAGCUUCCCCGUCCUCAUCCCCGACCCUGGAGAGAGGACAGAUGAGCAGCCGGCAGAGCCACCACAGCCACCAAUCGCUGAACAGCCUGGUGACAAUCUCCUCCAACCACGUGCCUGAGAACUUCUCACUGGAGCUCACCCAUGCAACUCCAGCUGUUGAGCAGGUUUCUCAACUUCUCUCAAUGCUUCACCAGGGCCAGUAUCAACCAAGGCCAAGUUUUCGAGGAAACAAAUAUUCCAGAAGCUAUAGAUAUGCCCUUCAAGAUAUGGAUAAAUUCAGCCUGAAAGACAGUGGCCGGGGUGAUAGCGAAGCUGGAGACAGCGAUUAUGAUUUGGGUAGAGAGUCUCCAAUUGACAGACUUCUUGGGGAAGGAUUCAGUGACCUUUUCCUUACAGAUGGGAGAAUUCCUGCAGCAAUGCGUCUGUGCACGGAGGAAUGCAGGGUUCUAGGCCACUCUGACCAGUGCUGGAUGCCACCGUUGCCAUCUCCCUCAUCCGAUUACAGGAGUAACAUGUUCAUCCCUGGGGAGGAGUUUCAGUCACAACAGCAGCAGCUGCAGCAACAGCAGCAGCAGGGCCUCGAGGAAGAUCCACAGCCUGCUGACACCAGUGAAAAGAAGAAGAGCUUUUCAACGUUUGGCAAAGACUGUCAGGGUGAGGAGGAAUCAGGAGACACUUGUACCUCCUCUCUUCUCUCUGAAAUGAGCAGCGUCUUCCAGCGCCUGCUGCCUCCCUCGCUAGAUGCCUACACAGAAUGCAAUGAGAUGGAUCGCUUGAAUUCAUUGGAGCGCAGGAAGGGACAUUUGCCUGCCAAGGCUGUGAAUUAUCCACAGGGAGUGGCUGCCUGGGCAGCCAGCACGCAUUUCCAAAAUCCAGCCAACAAUGGGCCAACUCUGGGGACUCACUCAAGUGCACAGCCUUCCUCUAAAUGGCUGCCAGCCAUGGAGGAAAUCCCGGAGAAUUAUGAAGAAGAUGAUUUUGACAAUGUACUCAAUCACCUCAGUGACGGUAAACAUGAACUCAUGGAUGCCAGUGAGCUGGUGGCAGAAAUUAACAAGCUGCUGCAAGAUGUCCGGCAGAACUAAAUGUUUCAAAAGCCUAUUUUUCCAUGUUUAUGGAAAACUGGAAAGAAAGAAAAUAAAUAGAACAAAAAACAGACUGAGGAGAACUGGCAUUGCCAAUGAGUUGCAUUUAUCAUAAAUGUGUCCGUGUAUGUUGAAUAUUAAAAUACUGUAUUUUCAUAUGUACACAAUGCAAGUGUGAUUAUCUGUAUUUUAAAAAUACAUUUGUACCUUAUAUUUAUGUGUAAUUUAACAAAUAAAUUUUAUUUUUCUACACCCACAGCAAGCAUGUUUUCCUAAAUGUAUAUAGAUGGUACCAUCCUUGUCAAAACACCCACCAUUCUUGCCACACAGGCAUGUAAAAUAACAAAAGAAGGGGAGUCACUGCUUUCCAUUAUUAUUUCUUUUAAGUCUCAAAUGUUACAAAACCAAAUCCAUAUCACUGAAACCUUAUCCAAGCAUUAGUUUUAAUAACUGAUCCAACACCUUGUUGCAAUGUUUCUUUCUUAUAAUAAAGAGUUGUCAACUCCCA